AUGAUUUCUUUACUGUCAGUUUUAUUGAUUGCUUCCACCGCCGCAGGUCGGGACAUCACGUUCCCAUCUGUGGCAGGCUAUCAGUCUCCUAUGAUGGCAUUGGGCCAUGAGAGUAUAGACAUCACUGGUGCCAAAUUUGCAGGCUUGACCACGUUUGCAAAUCUGCCUUAUGUACACUGCUUGAAUAAGGACGGAUCUGAGAAAUACGACAUUGCCAUCUUGGGUGCUCCAUUCGACACUGGUGUUACCGGAAGACCGGGUGCCAGAUUUGGACCCGGCGGAAUCAGAGCAGGGUCUCGGCGAAUCUCCCCAGAGGCUGGAUGGAACAUUUACAGCGGCAAGAAUCUGUUCAAGGAGUGGGCCACUAUCAUAGAUUGUGGAGAUGCACCAUUGACAGUGUUGGACAACACAGUAGCCUUGAAGCAGCUCGACACAGCUCACGGGAUCAUCUCAAACCGAGCUAGCAAUUCCACCGAGUACACUGUACCGAGAAUUGUGACGUUGGGGGGUGAUCACACUACUACACUGUCUGCACUGAGAUCCACCUUCAAGCAUUGGGGACCUGUCAGCGUCAUCCACUUUGACAGCCAUAUCGAUACUUGGGAUCCUGAAGUACUGGGAGGAGGCAUCUCACACUAUGCUGGCGUCAACCACGGAACCUUCUUACACAUUGCCCACGAGGAAGGUCUCGUCAGAAACACCUCGAUACAUGCAGGAAUCAGAGCUCCAGUCAUGAACAAGAAGCACGAUGUAAAGCAUGAUCGCCAAUGCGGGUUUGAAAUGGUCACAGCCAGGGAUCUUGAUAGGCUCACACCCCAAGGAGUCAUUGAGAAGUUGAAGCGCCGUGUUGCCGGAACCAAGGUCUACAUAUCUAUCGACAUUGAUGUUCUUGAUCCUGCGUUCGCACCGGCAACAGGUACGGCAGAGGUGGGGGGAUGGUCGACUCGAGAACUUCUUACCGUUCUCGAUGGACUAACUGGCUUGGAGGUCAUCGGUGGUGAUGUUGUGGAAGUGGCACCUAUCUAUGACAAUGCGGGAGAGCCGACUACUUUGGCAGCGGCAGAGGUUGUCAUGUCCUUGCUGCAAUUGAUGGUAGACCAACCCGUCAAGGCAGAGUAG
Aureobasidium subglaciale EXF-2481 is the source of this 1119-nucleotide messenger RNA. RefSeq lists its product as uncharacterized. NCBI's taxonomy places the organism in Eukaryota, Fungi, Ascomycota, Dothideomycetes, Dothideales, Saccotheciaceae. The record is from RefSeq and is a predicted model, not a curated record. Gene Ontology annotation, molecular function: metal ion binding; agmatinase activity. Bases 1 to 1119 code for a protein of 372 amino acids. The transcript has a single exon.